Theileria orientalis strain Shintoku is the source of this 789-nucleotide messenger RNA. RefSeq names its product 14-3-3 protein. Gene Ontology annotation, cellular component: cytoplasm. The transcript has 5 exons. The record is from RefSeq and is a predicted model, not a curated record. NCBI's taxonomy places the organism in Eukaryota, Apicomplexa, Aconoidasida, Piroplasmida, Theileriidae. Gene Ontology annotation, biological process: signal transduction. Bases 1 to 789 code for a protein of 262 amino acids.
AUGACAGAAGAUAAUAAUCACAGAUCUGAAUUAAUUUAUACUGCUAAAUUGGCUGAGCAGGCAGAGCGAUACGAUGAAAUGGCCAAUGCUAUGAAGACUUUGGUAGAAACAUGCGUAUCAGACAAGGAAGAGCUGACAGUCGAGGAGCGAAACCUACUGCCUAACGAUUUGAUACAGAGUGUCGCCUAUAAGAACAGCGUUGGCUCGAGGAGAGCCAGUUGGAGAAUUGUGAGCAGCGUGGAGCAGAAGGAGGCCAGCAAGUCAAACACAGCCCACAAGGCAUUGGCGCGCCAGUACAGAGUAAAAAUUGAGGGAGAAUUAAAUGAAAUAUGUAACAAUAUCCUGAACUUGCUAAACAACAAGCUCAUUUCAUCAACCAAUGAGAGCGAGAGCUUAGUGUUCUACUAUAAAAUGAAGGGGGACUACUACCGGUAUGUGAGUGAGUUUUCGUGUGAUGAAAGUAAAACCAAUGCAAGCAACAAUGCUAAAGAAAGUUAUCAAAGAGCAACCGAAAUCGCAGAAAAUGAACUGAAACCAACGCACCCCAUUAGAUUGGGACUGGCUCUCAACUUUUCUGUAUUCUACUAUGAAAUACUUAACAAGGCGCACGAGGCGUGUGAAAUGGCGAAGCGCGCGUUCGACGACGCAAUCACGGAGUUCGACUCAGUAUCAGAGGACUCUUACAAGGACUCGACACUGAUAAUGCAGCUACUGAGAGAUAACUUGACACUGUGGGCAUCGGACAUCCAGUCAGACUCGUUGGAGGAAAAGCCCAAGGGGGACGAGUAA